Dentiscutata heterogama is the source of this 120-nucleotide messenger RNA. NCBI's taxonomy places the organism in Eukaryota, Fungi, Glomeromycota, Glomeromycetes, Diversisporales, Gigasporaceae. The record is from the annotation of a GenBank genome assembly.
ACCUCGUCAACAAUAUCCGAUGCUUCAAAUUCAUAUUUUUAUAGUGUUCAGGAUUCUGCUAGCAUGAUGGAAAGUCGUUUUGAUUGGCUGAUGUGGUACAACUGUAAUGUAGAUCAUAGG